UGUGAACCUGGCGCGUGGAAAGGUUGACACUGGUACUAACCUCUACCCAAAACACCCAACACGAGCCCACCUGGCACCGACCUGAAGUCGCUUCCAACACCAAACGCAAGAAAAGUGAUAAUCUACUUUUGGAAAGAAAUUCAGAGGAGAGCUUUGCACGUGUGAGAAAGUUUGUAAAGCAACUCAUUUAAAAACAGCUGCUUUAAAAGGGGUUUUGUAAAUCACCAGACCUCCAGCAGCCUCAGCGCCACCAGAGCGCCCACGAAGGACCCUGCUCCGAGCCGGGCUGGAGACGCGCCUUAGGAGGCCGCCGGCAGCAGCGCACGCCUCUGUCACAGAACAGCCGAGAAGGUGCUUCCCAGCUCCUGUGUUCCCCAAGAGCACUGUUGCCCGGGCAGCCAGUCGGCUCCACAGAGCCCACUCGGCACACGCCUCACCCAUCAGUGAACAGAUCUCAGCGAGGCCUUUCGUGGGCCCCGAUGCCCUGUGAGGUCCCCUGAAUUUCAGUAAAGUCACCAGAGAGGUUUAGCGGCCAGUGCCAAGGCUGGGAUCCUGCAACAGCGGGUCUGAGUCUCCGAGGUGCACACUCGCCGAUCUGCGUGAGACAACAGCGUCACGUCCCACAUCCCUGAACACACGCUGCCCCAGAGUGGCCUCGGUCGGCACCUGUGACUUGGAACACCCGCUAGGUGACUGUUUUUCUAAUUGAAGACGUAGGGUUUUCAACCCAAAGCCAGAAACGUCAAUGGGAUGUCCCUCGAAACAAGGCUCAACAGGAAAAACCAUUUCCUCUGGAACAGGCAGCACACACACACCAGCAGCCUCAUCGAGUCCACUCUUCGUCUGCCACGUGGGACAAACUCGGGAGCCGGUGCCGCAGGGACCCACGAGGCACAGGGCUGGGCUGCUCUGCCCAGGAAGGGCGUGGCAGGGACUCAGAAUCGGUGCCUGGGUACCCCGGAGGGCAGGGCAUGUAGCUGGCGGCACCAGUCCAGAAACUGCCCUUUCAGAAAACAGCUCCGAAAUCUCUCUGUGUGCUGGCACACAACGAGAAAGACCCUUCUGGGCCCAGGAGGGGACCUCUUCUGUACAAAGACAGGUGGAGAGCUGGCCAGAGCCUGCCUGGACGGCUCCAGGGAUGGAUUACCCAGGAGAGAGGACAUCUCACAGUUUCAAAGGGCUCUCAUUCAUUCCUAGGUAAGUGACUGACCCAGACCAGCCAUCCCAUUCUCUGAAGCUAGCACAGGUGGGCUCCCCUCGAGGCGCCAGUUCUUGGGGACUGCAACGCCACACCCCCACCGCCUCCAGGCCUCCUGGGAGCACCCCUUCCCACUCCUGUUCCCCACAGGUGACGUCGGAUACGGGAAGAUGGAGCAGUGGUGGGAGGAAGGCGGAAGUUCUGUCCAAGAGGAGCAGGUUCAAAAAUCCAGGCAGCGAGGCAGCAACUGCCCUCCUCGCAGCAAUUCCUGCCACAGAUGCAAAUCCACAAAACCAGAAACCGCCGAGGACAUGGCUGCUUCUGCCAGGAGGCUUUUGACAAGGGACACAAAAUGGGCUGAGGAAGCUGUGUCAUCCCAGCUACAUCCAGAGGUGGUGCUUCACUGCACGGUGAGCUCCUUCCAGGCAGGGAACGUGUUUUCCCUACGCCAGCUCCUGCCGCCUAACACAGAAGCCGGCCCAGCACUGGGGUCCGGGAAGCCAGGCAGGAAGAGGGGAGCCGGAGAGCUACCCCCACCCCAGCACCUCGCUAGACGGCAAGCGCUGGGCCAGACCCCAACUCCCAGCCAUCCACCUCUGCGACCUCAGGCCGGGGAGUUGCUACAGGCAUGUGGUAGUAGGUGGAGGCCAGGGAUGCGGCUGAACACCGUGCAACGCUCAGGACAGCCCCAACAACAAAGAACUGCCCAACCAAGUGCUGUGGUUGAAACACCUGCUCUAGGAAAAUGCAAGUCACGGCGUGACAGCCAUCCUGCCCCUCAUCCCCAACAACAGCAGCCUAGAGACUAAUAGCUGCCAACAUUGAGUUGCUUUUGUGUGCCGGUCACUGGGUCAGUGCUUCGCACGCAUUCAUUAGACUCCUGUGAAGAACUCAGUGACAGCUUUGUCUCCAAGUUAAGGAGGAUGAGAGAACCAAGACAAUGGCCUGCAUCUGUGUACACAGGUGACAUCAGGUCUAAAUGAAAGACAUGUACAAAGAUAUUUACUCUGGCCUCAUUCAUAGUCGCUCUAAACUGAAAC
Lemur catta (Ring-tailed lemur) is the source of this 2238-nucleotide messenger RNA. RefSeq lists its product as uncharacterized. NCBI's taxonomy places the organism in Eukaryota, Metazoa, Chordata, Mammalia, Primates, Lemuridae. Bases 1369 to 2007 code for a protein of 212 amino acids. The transcript has 5 exons. The record is from RefSeq and is a predicted model, not a curated record.